Molecule: messenger RNA, 2005 nt
Organism: Hemicordylus capensis (graceful crag lizard)
Lineage: Eukaryota; Metazoa; Chordata; Lepidosauria; Squamata; Cordylidae
Gene: DRD4
Product: dopamine receptor D4
Exons: 4
Coding region: 757-1881 (374 amino acids)
Biological process (GO): adenylate cyclase-activating adrenergic receptor signaling pathway; adenylate cyclase-inhibiting dopamine receptor signaling pathway
Cellular component (GO): plasma membrane
Molecular function (GO): G protein-coupled receptor activity; dopamine neurotransmitter receptor activity, coupled via Gi/Go
Source: RefSeq, a predicted model, not a curated record
AGUGCGAACCCGCGCUCUCCGGCCGCAGCCUCCUGCCCCUGUGCUCGGGAAUCUCCCAGCCGCUGUGCGUUUGUGGAGCUGCCUCGUCUGGCACGCGUGUUGCCGCCGCCGGGCGCUGUGGCUGUGUGCGGCGGCGAGGUCUUCUUCGGAUGACCCCAGACCUGCCUGCGGGGCGCAGCUCAGACCCUUGCUGAUUGGAGGUCGGGUCCCCACCCGCUGAGAGGCCAGGCCUCCCCAUCACCAGCGCGCUCGCUCUCUCCUAAUCAGCUUGCUUUCCUCGCCUGAGGUGACCCACUUGUAGCUCGCUCCGGAGCAGCAGAGCAGACCUUCUCUUAAGGAGGAGGAGUUGAUGGUGGUGGUGCAGAAAGGGAGCCAGAAUUAAGGAGCAGAGAAGCUCCCUGCACGAAGGAGGAGGAAGACGCCGCCGCGGCAGGCUCCUUCCUCCUGUGACGGGGGCGAGGACUGCCUUCGCGGUCAAGAAAGAAAACUUUGCGCAACGGGGGGCGGGGGGGCUGAAUUGUCUGAGGGAAGUCCCGCGGCGCUGGCCGACGAGGGGCUGGGCUGCAAAGUCCGGACGACGAGUUGCCCCGCAGCUUGCCACGCCGUUCUCCGCAUCCUUUCCGUGCUGCUUUCGCUGCCCGGCCUGGAGCAUGGAGUGGGGUAGCCUCGGUGUUGACUGCAGUCGAGCCAACUCCAAGGAACUGUGACUCCUCGCGGGACUCUGGCCCUUCAAGGGCUGGAUAAACGCCGGGGACCAUGGGGGUCAACGGCACCGAGGACUUGGCCAAUGACACCUUCCACACUCCGGAAGGGGACCGGGACUACAACUUCGCCGCCUUGGUCUUCGGGAUCUUCCUCAUCCUCUUCAUCAUCAGCGGGAAUUUGCUGGUCUGCCUCAGCGUCUGCACCGAGAAAGCUCUGAAGACCACCACCAACUACUUCAUCGUCAGCUUAGCCGUGGCCGACCUGCUCUUGGCCAUCCUGGUGUUACCUCUCUAUGUCUAUUCCGAGUUCCAGGGAGGUGUGUGGUCCUUGAGCACAAUCGUGUGUGAUGCCUUGAUGACCAUGGAUGUGAUGCUGUGCACAGCCUCUAUUUUCAACCUCUGUGCAAUCAGCGUGGAUCGGUUCAUUGCUGUUUCCAUUCCACUGAAUUACAACCGGCGUCAGAUUGACCUGCGGCAGUUGAUCCUCAUCUCCACCACCUGGAUCUUUGCUCUUGCUGUAGCCUCCCCAGUCAUCUUUGGCCUCAACAAUGUUCCAGACCGCGACCCCACUUUGUGUCAGCUGGAGGAUAACAACUAUGUUGUGUACUCCUCUAUCUGCUCCUUCUUCAUUCCUUGCCCUGUCAUGCUGGUCCUCUACUGUGCCAUGUUCCAGGGACUCCGGCGUUGGGAGGAGGCUCGGAAGGCCAAGCUGAAGAGCAGCAUCUACUUGGGCAACAGGAGGCUGUAUUGCCCACCGCCCAUCAUAGAGAGGAACCAGACUGAGAUCAAACUGGAGGAGUGUAACCUGUAUGCUCGCUCUGAGUGCUCUUUACCCAGGGAUUACAUGAACAAUGGCAUUCAGACUGUGUCCUACCCACACCUCAGAUAUCCGCCACAUGCAGGACUCAAAAGGAAGCCAGCUAAAAUCAACGGCAGGGAAAGGAAAGCCAUGAAAGUCCUGCCAGUUGUGGUUGGUGCUUUCCUCUUCUGCUGGACUCCUUUCUUUGUGGUCCACAUAACCAGAGCGUUGUGUGAGUCCUGCACCAUCCCCAACGAAGUCACCAGUAUUGUCACGUGGCUGGGCUAUGUCAACAGCGCUCUCAACCCUAUCAUCUACACUAUCUUCAACACUGAGUUUAGGAACUUCUUCCGCAAAGUUUUGCACAUCUUCUGCUGACACUGCUGAAUUUUGAAUAUAGAACUGGACUCUGAAUAUAGAGCAGACUAUUGUACUGCACAGUGCAAAGAGCCAGACAAAUCAACUUCUUUGUAUAGUUUAUUAAAGUUUUAUUUCUUGCUAA